AUGGAGUGACAGUCAUAUCUGUAUUCCACAGUUACACAUGUAAACAAAUUUCAGGAAUAUAGUGUCGGCCAUCAAAGUAUACUACAUGUCUACAGGAUAAACAAACUGUAGGAAUAUUGUAUCUGCUGUCAGCUAUCAUAGUAUACUACAUGUAUACAGAUAUCAGUCUAUAGAUGAAAUUCUGGAUCUUGUCAAAGAGAUGUGGAAUGUUGGUUAAACGGAUGAUCUUGUGUUGUGUUGUCGGUGGAAUAUGAUAUUGUUUUGAGGGAGAAACUGGAUCUCUAGAAGACUAAGGACGAUGCUCACUACACCAUGUACAUCUACUGUGGCCGACACACAGACUGAUGCAUGGGACUGGUCCUACCCUAACACCAUGGUGGCUUAUGGGCGGCACUAUGAAACACCAACUUCAGCAUGACAGACAUAAUGACACUCAACUACCUCUUUUUUCUUGGAAUUGUUAUACCGUGUAUAAUCACUGUCACCCUCUUCAUUGUAUUUAUAUUGUGCUGGAACAAAUACAGACUACGUAAGGAAAUCAUGACCAAAAAAUUUGACCCCCACAAGAAGUUACGAUCAGGGAAAGAGGCUUACAAAGUGCCCCGUCCUCCCUUACCCCCCAAAUGGAUCCACAGGACAUCCAAAUCCCAAGAUGUACAAAGUAUCUUACCACACCACAACAAAGCUUUCGACGUGAGUCCCGACACACCGGGAGAUGACACGAGGCACAUGUACAACACAUUCCAUGACAGUGGUAUGUCUGAACUCAGUGAGAUCCAGUAUAGGUUUGAGAGGCAGCGUCCUCAUUCUCAAGCUUCUACAGACUCAGAGGACUCUGGCUUUAGGAGUUCCAGGUCUGGACAAUACUUACACAGCGCCCAAAAUAGUAACGCACAGGAACUACCCCUGUUCAAACCCUUAGAUAACAUAUCUCAACCACAAACUGUUAAUAUUCCCCCAAACUGUGAUAAUGUACGAAUUUCUAGUCGCAGGUCAAGACGGAAAAGUAGGUCUCCGGCCAAUCAGCGGACUAGACAGGAAUGUCCGGCCAAUCAGAGGACAAAACAGAAAUGUGUUGAUGUGAAUGAGAUUCUAAAGGAUAUUAAAUCACAACCAUUAUCAGUGAUAUCUCCACAAAUGGGGCAACUGACGGUAACCAUGGCAACAGUGCACCACCCUAACAUUGAGGACCGGGGUGCGGCUAUGGCGUACUCUGUUGUGUAGUGUUGAUAUACAGUGAUAUAUAAUUAUGUGUAGUAUGUGCAAAUAUUGUCCAGGAGAACUUUUCGAAGCGUUGUGAUUAUAUAUCUUAUACAACCAAAACCAGUGAUUUUUGUUGCUGUUUUUCAAUGGGAUUUAUCAAAAAGUGUGUUCAAUUGAUGGUGUAAGCUAUAAGAUGACCAUCAAUGUAGGAAUUGGUGAUACAAUCACAGAUCCUGAGAGCUGUCGACCCUGGCCAGACUGACCCUGCAAAUCCAACAAAGAUUACCGAGGACUUGUGAUACAGGAGUGUUCUGACAUGGUCAGGGUUUGUAGGUGUCGGAAUGGACAGGGUUUGUUUGUAUUCUGUAGUUAUAUAAUGUAUAUGUGUGUUAGAGUGUUCCUUUGUGUAGUCUACCACCCUACUGAACCAUUUACAAGUGCUGAGUGAUCAUGUUGAGAAAUAAAAACAUUGUGCUAUGUCAUAGUUUGAAAAUAUCAUCAAGAAAGUAUUUCAAUUUUGUGAAGAAGAUUAUAUCUUUUUGUUUAGAUAUUAGGUUGAGUGCCGAAUCUCCCGUAUCAUAGAAUUGCCCAGACAUUUUACUGAGCUCUUUGUCAUCUUACACAGUAAGUCAUCGUGUGUUGUCAAUUUCUACAAUUUUGUUCAAGAAAUUCUACAAAACCUGAAAUCCUAGUGCUGGUUCAGGCUUCAGUCCAUAGUAACAAGGUAUUAAUGUUUAUCAAAAUAUUCGCAAAUACACCUUAUUUUACCACCAGAUUAUACAGGGAGGAUUGUUACUGGUCUGGGUGUGUAGUUCUGAUAACCAGAUUAUACAGGGCGGAUGGUUACUGGUCUGGGCGUGUAGUUCUGAUAACCAGAUUAUACAGGGAGUAUUGUUACUGGUCUGGGUGUGUAGUUCUGAUAACCAGAUUAUACAGGGAGGAUUGUUACUGGUCUGGGCGUGUAGUUCUGAUAACCAGAUUAUACAGGGAGUAUUGUUACUGGUCUGGGUGUGUAGUUCUGAUAACAAGAUUAUACAGGGAGGAUGGUUACUGGUCUGGGCGUGUAGUUCUGAUAACCAGAUUAUACAGGGAGUAUUGUUACUGGUCUGGGUGUGUAGUUCUGAUAACAAGAUUAUACAGGGAGGAUGGUUACUGGUCUGGGGGUGUAGUUCUGAUAACCAGAUUAUACAGGGAGGAUGGCUACUGGUCUGGGUGUGUAGUUCUGAUAACCAGAUUAUACAGGGAGUAUUGUUACUGGUCUGGGUGUGUAGUUCUGAUAACAAGAUUAUACAGGGAGGAUGGUUACUGGUCUGGGGGUGUAGUUCUGAUAACCAGAUUAUACAGGGAGUAUUGUUACUGGUCUGGGUGUGUAGUUCUGAUAACAAGAUUAUACAGGGAGGAUGGUUACUGGUCUGGGGGUGUAGUUCUGAUAACCAGAUUAUACAGGGAGGAUUGUUACUGGUUUGGGUGUGUAGUUCUGAUAACCAGAUUAUACAGGGCGGAUGGUUACUGGUCUGGGCGUGUAGUUCUGAUAACCAGAUUAUACAGGGAGGAUUGUUAGUGGUCUGGGUGUGUAGUUCUGAUAACCAGAUUAUACAGGGCGGAUGUUUACUGGUCUGGGUGUGUAGUUCUGAUAACCAGAUUAUACAGGGAGUAUUGUUACUGGUCUGGGUGUGUAGUUCUGAUAACAAGAUUAUACAGGGAGGAUGGUUACUGGUCUGGGGGUGUAGUUCUGAUAACCAGAUUAUACAGGGAGGAUGGCUACUGGUCUGGGUGUGUAGUUCUGAUAACCAGAUUAUACAGGGCGGAUGUUUACUGGUCUGGGUGUGUAGUUCUGAUAACCAGAUUAUACAGGGAGUAUUGUUACUGGUCUGGGUGUGUAGUUCUGAUAACCAGAUUAUACAGGGCGGAUGGUUACUGGUCUGGGCGUGUAGUUCUGAUAACCAGAUUAUACAGGGAGUAUUGUUACUGGUCUGGGUGUGUAGUUCUGAUAACCAGAUUAUACAGGGAGGAUUGUUACUGGUCUGGGUGUGUAGUUUUGUUGACUGCUAUUUUUAUACAAAAAGCAACAACUAGAGAACAUUUAACAACUGUAAUUAAAACUCUUAUAAACAAGUGUAAUGUUUUCAGAUGACAUAUACAAUUUGUUCAAUUUAACAUAUUUUUUAAAAGAUUUUUAAACUUGAUCUUACAACCCCCCCAUUUUGUUCUCCUUGAGUUUGUUGUAAAGAACAACACAGGGUGUUAAUUCAUGAGCAUGUUACCAAUGUAAUAAUCAAUUAUGAGAUUUUUAAAGAGACUGCAGAUAGAAUUUCAAUCCUUUGUCAGCUAACAUUUGAUACAUAAGACUGUGACCAGGUGAUCAAUCAUAUCCCCAAUAGAUUCAUCCCCAACUUUCCUUAUAUCUGCCUGUUUACCAUUUCCACAAAUCCUCCAGUGUUGAUAGUGGACUGGCCCGGAUCAAAGGAAGAAGAAGUGUUAAAAAUGUGUUUUGGGGGAAGCAAGGUAAUAUGUAGGGUAAUACAAACUCCUGCGAAGGAAAGUGAACAGCUGAGCUGUCGUAAUAAGGUAAACUAUCAAUGAUUUGGUUGUGUAAACAUCACAAUGGACCUUGUGAAUAUUGCAGUGUAGACAAUAUUUAUUCAUAGACUCUGAAUUCCAUUUAUAUUACACAAUGUGAUCCAAGAAGGAAAUUUAGUAUAAAGUGUCUGUUUGGUUGAAGUUUAAUGUAUAAUUUGCUACUAAGAACGGGAAUUUAACACAAUGGUAUACAACUGUCCUGGUCACCUUCCAAUACAACAUGGUUUACAGAAGGCAGUCACAGUGUUACAGCACAGUUAUUCACAUUUUUUAACAAUUUCAACAGUUUAAAAAAUGAUUGAAGGAUAUUUAAUGAAAAAGUUACAUUUUUAUUCUGCUAUGUUUACCAUGAAGCACAAUUUUUACUUGAAAAACCUUCAACUGUUUUCAUUUAUAAACUACAUAGGUAGUUAUAACAUGUAAAAUAUUUUUAAAAAAAAUCAGUUUAUAAAGAAACAAGGAGAUAUCAUGAAGAAAUAUAUUUACUAUCUUACAAAAUAUAGCAAUAUUUGACAAAAUGUAUGGUAAAAGACAUUUUUAUGAACUACCUUGCUGUCAAAUGGUUACCUUAACAUUCCAGCUAAAACAGUCUGUUAGAACCACUUCCCAUAGCUACUAAUGCUAGUUGAUCGUCGGUACUCCGUAAACCUGACAGAAUUUGUGUUAAACACACCUUCAACAUUACUGUUCACAAAUUUUACUGUACAAACUGUUUUCAGUGUUUUUAUUAUUUAUAUGAAAUCUGUUGUAUGUUCUAGCUUCAAAAUGAAGCCUAAAGAAAAUA
Molecule: messenger RNA, 4567 nt
Organism: Mizuhopecten yessoensis (Yesso scallop)
Lineage: Eukaryota; Metazoa; Mollusca; Bivalvia; Pectinida; Pectinidae
Exons: 2
Coding region: 415-1224 (269 amino acids)
Source: RefSeq, a predicted model, not a curated record